CAUGAUCGCGUCCUCCGUCACAGCCGCCGCCGCCACCGCCGCCACGCCGCUAGUCCGCGAAGUGUGACGUCACGGGGCGCCGGCGCGAAAGCGUCAUAAAAGACGCGGCGGAGAGAGUCUGCCGUCAGUGCUUGUCUGGCUGGUGCACGGGGCGUCGAGAUGGUGCCUCUUCUCGUGUUGGUGGUGCUCACAGGACGAUGGCUGCCGGAGACGCAGGCGCUGCCCACUGGGCAGACAGGCCCACUGGGCAGACAGGGGCAGCCAGACGGACAGGACGCAAUGGCCGCCAAAGCCGUCGCUUCUGCCAGCAACGUUUUUGGAAUGGACCUCUAUGAGGCGGUGCGCGGCGGCGUGGGCGUGGGCGGGGCGAGCAACGUGGUGGUGUCGCCGCUGAGCGCGAGCGCGGCGCUGGCCCUGGCGCUGCAGGGCGCGCGCAACCGGACGGCGCAGCAGCUGGCGCGCGCGCUCCACGUGGCCGACGACGCCCCAGACGCCGCGCGGGGCUUCCGCGCGCUCCUCGCGCGCACCAAGGAGAGCGAGCAAGUGCGCCUGCGCAUGGCUAACAAGGUGUUCGCGGCGCGAACCUUCAGCGUAAGGGACGACUUCCGGCGCACGGCGCAGGAGGACUUCCGGGCGGACGCCGAGGCGGUGGACUUCCUGCAGGACAACGAGGGCGCGCGCCUGGCCGUCAACGCGUGGGUGGGCAACGCCACCGGCGGACUCAUCCCGGAGCUCUAUGCCAAAGGCACCUUGGAGCCGUCGACGCUGAUGCUGCUGGUGAACGCCAUCUUCUUCAAGGGCAACUGGGCGACGCCCUUCAAGGAGGAGAACACCAAGGAACGGCCCUUCCACGUGACGCCGUCGCAGCAGGUGCUGGUGCCCACGAUGCGCGACAUAGACAAUGAAACCAAACUACUCAUUUUCUUGCCGGACGAAGUGGAUGGAUUUCAGCAAUUGGAGAAUAACAUUCGUCUCAUAAACCUUGACGAAAUCAAAUUUGAUUCACUUGCAAUGGAAGUGCAGUUACCCAAGUUUAAAAUCACCACGAACCUACAACUGAAACCCGCUCUCAUGAAGCUUGGAGUCGACGACUUCUUCGACCGGCAGAAGGCGAACCUGACGGGCAUUUCGGACGAGAAAGGCCUCUUCGCAUCCAAGGUUUUGCACAGAGCGGUGAUCGAGGUGACAGAGAAAGGCACAGAAGCGGCGGCCGCCACAUCUGUUGAACUCACCAACAAAUUUGUACCUGACUUUCGCGUGAACCGGCCUUUCAUCUUUAUGCUGGUUGAUGCUUAUCAAACAGUUCUAUUCAUGGGAAGAGUGACGAAUCCUCUCGAAUAAUAAAUUAUUUAUUUUUUAAUGUAUCUACAUA
Molecule: messenger RNA, 1372 nt
Organism: Gryllus bimaculatus (two-spotted cricket)
Lineage: Eukaryota; Metazoa; Arthropoda; Insecta; Orthoptera; Gryllidae
Source: the annotation of a GenBank genome assembly